CGGCUCGGGCUGUCACCGGGAGGAUUGCUGGAGUGCGUGACCCUGGACAGUUUCGGCAGCGCAGUCGGCACGGCGCUGUUCAACAUCCAGAGCGUGUGGCCUGGCGAUGGCAUGGGUGUCUUCGUGGAGGCGUCCUUCCUGGGGUGCAGUAAUGCCGCCUUGUGGCCGAUGUUGUCGGGGAGCUUCAAUCACCUUGGUGGCGCGGUGCUGCAUCUGUGUACCCAGCAGGCCAGCGUAUGCUCAGGGCUGGUGCAGUGGCCUCAGCGCUCGGUGUUGCACGUGGUCACCUACCGCAUGCGGAGCGCCACGGGAGUGACUGAGCCGUGGGCUCAGGCGCUGCUGGCCAGUCGCGGAGCCGCUGGGGGGCACUCAGCCGCUGGCAUCCCUGGCGGACCCGUCGGAGGUGCUAGCUCGCCUGGAGCUACCGCUGGAGCUGCCGUGGCUGGCGCGGAGCCCACCCCCGAGGAGCUGAAGAGGAAGGUAACUGAGUUGCGCCUACGCUUGCAUCGCAAGCGUGGGAUAGGGCCUGGACGAACUGGCAGCGACCGUGGUGCGUACAUCACGAGCGUCUGGCACGGUCACCACCCGCAGAGCGAGAUGGGGGUGAGAAAUGUGCGCGAGAUGCGGACCGUCGGCGAGUGUCUCGACGCACUGCUCAGAGGAGAGUUGGAUCACCUGGGCGACCUCUUGAUGCAGAGGCUGAAGGCGAUCGAGCAGGCAACCAAGGACGGCCACUGGCAGGUAGCCCAGCAUCUCGAGCUGCGCGACGACCUGGGCGUGGGAUUAGCUCGCCAGGAGGAGGUGCACGACGCCGUGAGCAAGCACAAGAGGACGUUUGGCCUGGCCGAGAGCGUGGCGAAGGCCAAGAAGGGAG
This is a messenger RNA of Prorocentrum cordatum, 874 nucleotides long. The record is from the annotation of a GenBank genome assembly. Lineage: Eukaryota; Dinophyceae; Prorocentrales; Prorocentraceae.